AUGAGCGAUUAAGUGAAUCAGAAUUCUCUUAAUAAAUCCUCAAUAGUCGAUCCAUUUACACCCUAACUAUAAGAUAAAACUAGAUCAGUUCUCAAUCCUAAACAAAAUGAGGUGAACUCUUCAAAAGCUGAUUAUAGCACAGAUGAAAAAUCUAAUUCAUUCAAGUCCGACACAAAAAAUAUCAGAAGUCGUGAAAAUUCUUUACGAGGUUUUGUCAGCAAUGGUCUCACAAUAAUGGCUGCUAAAAAGCAAAGAAAAGAAGAGAGAUGCACAACUUCUGGCAAAUAGAAUAGCCCUCUUAAAAUACAGAGAAAAAAUACUCGAAAUAUAAUCAGACAAAGGAAAGAGGACUCUGAGCAUGAAAAAUAAAAGAUAAGAGAGGCUUUAUAUCUUAGCAAGAAAGAGGAGGUGCAAUAGUUAAAGAGAUUAGAGGCAUAGAACAGAUAAAGGAAGAAUUUUAUAAUUCAUGAGCUAGAAGCAUAAGGUAAAGACAGAUUUAAAAUGAUUAAGUCUCAAGAAAUAUAAGCACAAUAAAAAUUACUAAUGAUUAAGGAAUAUAAAGCAAAGGAAGCUUAAAAGGAAAUAUAGAAAAGAAUUGAAUAAGAAAAUGAUUAUAUUAAAAAAAAGGAGAAAGAAGUCAUACAGAUGGAGCUUUUAGAAAUAGAAUUAAUCAAGAAGCUCUAAAACUCUUAAACAGUUUAAAAGAUAGCAUAUUAAGAAUUAGAGCAGGCCUUGCAUAAUGGUACAAAAGAAUUAAAGGCCUAGGGUUCAAGUAAUAAUUGA
This is a messenger RNA of Stylonychia lemnae, 783 nucleotides long. NCBI's taxonomy places the organism in Eukaryota, Ciliophora, Spirotrichea, Sporadotrichida, Oxytrichidae. The record is from the annotation of a GenBank genome assembly.